UCUUUUAAGUGAUUCAAUUGAUUUAAAAUGCACCAAUAUUUCUUCAGACAUGUUUAAAAUUCUUAAACCUUUACCACCAAGUAACGGCCCGGUGACUCGUUGUUACAAUUUAGAACUUGUGAUAAAAGAGUUAGCACCUGACGGAGUUAAGCGUCCUGUGUGGACUGUUAAUAAGCAAUAUCCUGCCCCGAUAAUUCAAGCAAACUAUGGUGACAGACUUCUCAUUAAUGUAACUAACAAAUUGGGGGAACCUUCUACAAUUCAUUGGCAUGGUAUAUUUCAAACAGGCACAAACUUUUAUGAUGGUGUUCCAGGUGUAACGCAAUGUCCGAUCCCCAGUCAUCAAAAUUUUCUUUACAAUUUUACCGUUAACCAAUAUGGCACUUUUUGGUACCAUUCGCACUUCGCUGGUCAACUUGCCGAUGGCCUUAAAGGCCCAUUAAUAAUUCACAAUCCUAAAGACCCUUAUCUUAAAGAUUACGAUUUCGAAUACGUGUUAACGCUAUCAGAUUGGUAUCAUAUGCCAUCCGUUGACAUUCAUCCAAUCCUUCUUUCUCCGAAUUACAAAGGAAAUGAUCCUAUUCCAAAUUCUGGAGAAAUUAGUGGCAUAGGACAAUUUAAUUGUUCCACUGCCUCUAGAGACUCAUGUAAUCCGAACAAUGGAGUCGCCACUUAUACAGUUAAAAAGGGUAAAAAAUAUAGAUUUAGAAUCAUAAGUAUAAGUGCGGCAACUCAUUUUAUAUUUUCAAUUGAUGAACAUCCGCUUACUAUCAUUGAAGUUGAUGGUCAUUUAAUAAAACCUCCAGUCACUCUAAAUACAAUUCCAAUUCAUGCUGCACAACGAUAUUCAAUAAUUCUUAGUGCUAACAAGUCAAUUGAAAAUUAUUAUAUUC
Molecule: messenger RNA, 893 nt
Organism: Dentiscutata heterogama
Lineage: Eukaryota; Fungi; Glomeromycota; Glomeromycetes; Diversisporales; Gigasporaceae
Source: the annotation of a GenBank genome assembly